This is a messenger RNA of Zootoca vivipara (common lizard), 2380 nucleotides long. It is a transcript of the gene HMCES, whose product is annotated as 5-hydroxymethylcytosine binding, ES cell specific. Gene Ontology annotation, molecular function: single-stranded DNA binding. Gene Ontology annotation, biological process: protein-DNA covalent cross-linking repair. The record is from RefSeq and is a predicted model, not a curated record. NCBI's taxonomy places the organism in Eukaryota, Metazoa, Chordata, Lepidosauria, Squamata, Lacertidae.
UCCCCUUCCCACCCCGUCACGUGAGAGCGGCGGAGCGCGCGCAUAAACACCCUCUCGGCCCGGCGACUGUGGCGGAGCUGAGGCGAAGAGCGCUGCGGGGGGCGGGUUCCGCCGUGCGAGUCCACACACCGGGCGCCGCCCCGGGGCGAAGGUUGCCCUCCUUGCCAGCAGCAGCUCCACAGUCCGUGCUUCUUUCCCUCGGCAAAGGUGGUCGCCGCCUUUUUCAGCCCUCAAAGACACCCCACAGAACUGAGACAUUGGAGAUUGCUGGGGUGUCAGCCAGAUUCAUAGGCCUUUGGUCUUGGUACAUCUGCUUUUUGCAGGCUACUGAAGAAUGUGUGGGCGAACAGCUGUUGUACUGGGAGCAGAUCGUAUCCGCCGUGCCUGUGAAUACCGUGAUAAUCAAGGAAAAAGAAGGUGUCCAGAAUGGAAAAAUGCUGACAAAUAUAGUCCAUCCUACAAUAAGAGCCCACAGUCUAAUAGCCCUGUGCUUCUCUCCCGACAACACUUUGAAAAGGAUGCCAACUCUUCUGAACGUGUCCUUGUAGCUAUGCGUUGGGGGCUGGUUCCAGCCUGGUUUAAGGAAGCUGACCCAUCUAAAAUGCAGUAUAACACUGCAAAUUGCCGGAGUGAUACCAUGAUGGAGAAACUUUCCUACAAGGGGCCUCUGAUAAAAGGCAAACGCUGUGUUGUGCUGGCUGAUGGCUACUACGAAUGGCAACAACGAAAUGGGCAGAAGCAACCCUAUUUCAUUUACUUCCCCCAGGCCAAGGAUAAAAAGCUCGGCAAACUAGAUGUGGAAGGUGAGGAUGAAGAUUCAGAGGUCAGGAAGUUACUCACCAUGGCUGGUAUUUUUGAUUGUUGGGAGCCCCUUGAUGGAGGAGAAACAUUGUACAGCUAUACCAUCAUCACAGUAAAUGCUUCAAAAGAUCUAAGCUCCAUCCAUCACAGAAUGCCAGCUGUCUUGGAUGGGGAUGAGGCGAUCAGAAAAUGGCUGGAUUUUGCAGAAGUACCCACACAAGAAGCUGUUAAGCUUAUCCAACCCACAGAAAACCUUGCUUUCCACCCAGUCUCAACCAUAGUGAACAAUUCCAGAAAUAAUACACCAGAAUGCAUUGUACCCAUUGAACUGGAGUUCAAGAAGGAUACCAAAGUUGGUGCAAGCAGCAAAAUAAUGAUGAACUGGUUAAAAAACAAAUCUCCCAAGAAAGAAGAUGAUGGAGAUGGCUUACCAAGAUGGUCCAGCCAGUUUAUCCAAACCACACCACCUAAAAAGACCAGUUCAAGCUUAAUACAUCAGUGGCUCAAGAAGGAAGAUGGAGAACCUUCUGCAAAGCAUCCCAAAAUUCAGUGACUUGUUACUUGCACUUUAUUCUUAAAACACAUUUGGCAGUUUCUACUGAUUUGAGUUUGCGGAGUGGGAUUGCAAAUAUUCUGACUAUGCGGCCCUUGACAUUUAACACUUUUUCUUGUCUGUCGUACAAACUGGGGUGUGCAUUUUAUUUACAGUGUUGCUAUUCCCCUGCCAAACUUGGGAGAGCAAUUGUACUUCAAAUAUGUGAGACACUUAAUAUAUUUCUCCUCCUAGGAGAGAAACAAAGAUUCUGUAUGGCAUGUUUCUUGUCCUGGUGUUCAUCCAGUUCACUUACUGGAUUCUUUGGAGAAAACAGACUACUGUUAAAACUAAGAGCUCCUGUUGCAAAAAUGAAAAUAACUGUUCUUAAAGCACUAUGAAUACCUUAUAUUCAUCUUAUGAGGCCUGGUGUGUCUACUUCACUUACUUUGUAAGUAUGGGCUGUAUUAGUGGGAAACUGCUAUGGUGGUGGUAUGUCUGUAGCUACUGUUUUAAUUAUAACUGCCCAAAAUUGUGAUGAGAAAAUGUAUGGCAAGAAUUCAGUACACUGGCAUUGUAGAAAGAAUGAGAGUUUGGGCCUAUUUUUCUGACAUCAAACUUACUCAUAGUCGGAAUUGUACAGGUUCUCAUGUUUUAAGCAAGGUUGCCCGUUUCAACAAUAAGAGAUACAUCUUUUGGUUUAGUUUGUGGCUAGCAUUGUUCUUGGCAUAUCAAAGGAUUAUUUUGUAACCUCUCUGACAAAUGAAAGACUCUUAAGAGGAAUUAAAUACACUCAGAAUUCUUUUUAGUAACGUUGAGCUGCUCUGGUACUCUGCUGUGUUGAACAACACCUGCUAAAAAUUGAUUUUCUAGAAGGGACAAAGCACAUGCUGUUAUGUUUCUGGUCUUAAGUUUUGAAUAAGCAGGUGCAAAUCUUACUAAAGCUCACUAUUUGAGCACAGUUUAGCAGAAGCCAGGCCCUCUGGAAAACAUUAAUUGCUUUUAUUUAAAUAAUGGUGGUAAAAAAUAAAAUGCGUUUCUAUCUCA